AUGUACAACCCUGGAAUCUUGGCUCUGAUAGAACCUUUUAAGGAAGAGUCAAAUAUGAAGCAGUUAGCUCUUAAACUGGGCUGGGAUGGGAAGAGUUGUUGUGGCAAUAACAAAAUAUGGAUCUUGUGGAAUAGGGAUGUGGAUGUCCAGGUGGAAGAAAUAACAGAUCAAUUGGUCACAGUGAAGGCAAAAUUGUUUGGCUCCAGCUCUGAGAACAAUAUCUCAAUAGUCUAUGCUAGUUGCAGUAGAAGGCUAAGACAAAAUCUAUGGGAUGACAUAAAAACACUAGCUGAGGGAAUGCCUGAGGGAAGCUUGUGUGAGGUGGCUUUCUAUGGGAACAUGUUCACUUGGUGGAAUGGGAGAAAUGGGGAACAAGGGGUGUGGAAAAGAUUGGACAUAUGUCUUGUUAAGAACAGUUGGGAAGCAGGCUUUAAGACACAUGUGCAGUAUUUAUCAAAAUCCACUUUUGAUCACUCUCCUCUUUUGAUCAGUAUUGACUGCCAGGUGGUCGUAGGAAAGAAGCCAUUCACAUUCCUAAACGUAUGGGCUGACCAUGAGCAAUUUUUGGGGAUCGUCAAGAAAGCAUGGGAGGGGGAGGUGGUAGGGAAUGCUAUGUACACCUUCAUGACAAAGUUAAAGAGAGUAAAAGCUGAGUUGAAAAAAUGGAACUGGGAAGUGUUCAGAAAUAUCUUUGAGAGAGUAAAAGAGUUUGAGAGGAAGGUGAGGGAGUUGGAAGGUGAGGUGCAAAACAAUCCCACUGAGGGGAACUUGAUGAGCUACAAAAAGAUGCAAGUUGAAUAUCAGAAAUAUCUAGUGAGGGAGGAGAGAUUCUGGCAGCAAAAGUCUCAUAAAAAAUGGGUAGUGGAGGGAGAAAGAAAUACAAAAUACUUCCAGGGUAUGGUGAGGGAAAGGAGGAGGAAACAAUACAUUCACAAAAUAAAAAAUGAGGUGGGGACUGGGAAGAAGAUCAGGAGAGGAUAG
Ipomoea nil (Japanese morning glory) is the source of this 981-nucleotide messenger RNA. RefSeq lists its product as uncharacterized. Bases 1 to 981 code for a protein of 326 amino acids. The record is from RefSeq and is a predicted model, not a curated record. The transcript has 2 exons. NCBI's taxonomy places the organism in Eukaryota, Viridiplantae, Streptophyta, Magnoliopsida, Solanales, Convolvulaceae.